This is a messenger RNA of Cyprinus carpio (common carp), 2107 nucleotides long. Its product is annotated as magnesium transporter NIPA2-like. NCBI's taxonomy places the organism in Eukaryota, Metazoa, Chordata, Actinopteri, Cypriniformes, Cyprinidae. Gene Ontology annotation, molecular function: magnesium ion transmembrane transporter activity. Gene Ontology annotation, cellular component: membrane. The record is from RefSeq and is a predicted model, not a curated record. Gene Ontology annotation, biological process: magnesium ion transport.
UAAGAUAACUUGUUUAUACUUGAGUAAAAUGGACACGGGAUGUUGUUCUUAAUUGUACUGUAAAGUUUGCUGGAUCAGCUGUAUGCUCGUGUCUCGCUUCUUAAAGUGCUAGUUCAAUCAAAAUGAUCAUUCAGUCAUUAUUCACUAUUGAUCCAAACCUAAAUGCUUAACUUCCGUGAACACAUACAUAGAGAUGCAUAAUGACAAUCUCAGUCACCACCAUUCACACUCGUUGUAUGGAAGAGACGAAAGUCAUGGAGGUUUCGAACAAAGUGAGCCUUUGUCACUAGGAUGAACCCUAUUGGUAUACGCUGAUAAUAUUUUCCUCCUGUCAUCAUAUGUAACUAGUAGGACUUCGAGGGGUAGUGGUUUAUGUUGUCAUUUCCUGUACCGAUUAUGAUGUCACUCAUUGUGCAGUACACACACAUUAUCAUUCUUCAUUCUCCCUCUGGGCAGUGUGUGUGGUUGUCAUGAAUGUAACCUCAGAUCGUUUGAGCUGCAAUCUGUGUAAUGUUUCUUAUAAAAAUGGUUUUGCAUUUGGCCAAGACUGUUCCUCUGGACUGAAUCUUUGGUGUGUGUAUGUCAAUGUGACGAGAGGAAACUCUACCGACAGCACUAUGGGUCAAGACAGAGGAAAGUAUGAUUUCUAUAUAGGCCUCGCUUUGGCUAUAAGUUCCAGUAUAUUUAUUGGCGGUAGUUUCAUCUUAAAGAAGAAAGGACUCCUUCGACUGGCAAGAAAGGGCUCUAUGCGGGCAGGUCAAGGAGGUCACGCAUACUUAAAAGAAUGGCUUUGGUGGGCUGGCUUGUUAUCAAUGGGGGCCGGCGAAGGUGCCAAUUUCGCUGCAUACGCCUUCGCUCCCGCCACCCUCGUCACUCCUCUCGGGGCUCUCAGCGUGCUUGUCAGUGCGGUACUGUCCUCGUACUUCCUGACAGAGAGGCUGAACCUGCAUGGGAAGCUUGGCUGUCUGCUCAGUAUCCUGGGCUCCACUACCAUGGUGAUACACGCGCCUCAAGAGGAGGAGAUCGACAGCCUGGAAGACAUGGCCAAAAAACUGGUUGAUCCAGGCUUCGUGGUCUUUGCGACAGCUGUCAUCAUUAUAGCUCUCAUCUUCAUCUUCGUAGUGGGCCCACGCCACGGGCAGACUAACAUCCUGGUCUACAUCACCAUCUGCUCUGUGAUUGGUGCUCUGUCCGUCUCCUGUGUGAAGGGAUUGGGCAUCACCAUUAAGGAGGCCAUCUCUGGGAAGCCAGUGUUGCGAAACCCUUUGGCCUGGCUGCUGCUGCUGAGCCUGAUAGCUUGUGUUAGCACACAGAUCAACUACCUGAACAAAGCACUGGACAUCUUUAACACAUCCCUGGUGACGCCCAUCUACUACGUGUUCUUCACCACCUCGGUGCUCUCCUGCUCUGCCAUAUUGUUCAAAGAAUGGGAACACAUGGGCACCGAUGACAUCAUUGGCACACUGAGCGGCUUCCUUACGAUUAUCGUGGGCAUCUUCCUGCUGCACGCCUUUAAGGACGUUAGCAUUAGCUUGGCGACACUGGCUGUGUCCAUCAGGAAGGACGAGAGGAAUGGCCCUGUAUUAAACGGCAUGGCAGCUCACAACCACUCCAGUUACGAGCUGCUACAUAAUGAUGUCACAGAGGACUUUGACGACAGAGAGCCAGGGUUGCCUUUCGACAGCGUCUCCAGAAGAAACGGCACGAUGACAGUCUCUUAGGUUCAGUGAGGAACCCGUAUGCAGCAGUUGGUCUAGGAAAAUGUUUUGGCUGCUCUAUGGACAUUUAGCAUUUUUCUUUCCUUUUCAGAUAGGAGAUAAAACCUAAGACAAUCAACUCCCAACGCAAAAAAUACAAAAUACAAAAAAGAUGGACCAAUCGAUUGUACUAAGGGUUUCGUUUAGCUCAUUUUUGUUUUGUUUUGUUUCAAACUAGACUACAUGGUAAGCUUAAUAUCAUUCCUCAUGUAGCACUGUAAAUACACAACUGUACAUUUUAAAGAGACUUUUGUUAUAUUUUAUGUACACAUCUGUAUUUACAUGCACUGAGUUUCUUUCUACAAAAUAUGUAGUUGUUUUGACUUUGUAUUAAAGACAUCCAAGUGAAA